This is a messenger RNA of Patiria miniata (bat star), 2110 nucleotides long. RefSeq names its product dehydrogenase/reductase SDR family member 1-like. NCBI's taxonomy places the organism in Eukaryota, Metazoa, Echinodermata, Asteroidea, Valvatida, Asterinidae. The coding region runs from base 165 to 1139 and encodes 324 amino acids. The transcript is spliced from 9 exons. The record is from RefSeq and is a predicted model, not a curated record.
UUAUGCAAUUUUUCAGUCUGAAACUUUCUCCAUCCAUUGUCCACGUUGUGUUAUGUUCUGCUUGCAGACAUACAUGUACAUGACAUAGCGAGUGUUCCAGUGUUCCCUUUGCUGGUGGUACGGUGGAGUUGUGGAGAAACAUUCCAACAUUUCUGUAUCGUUUGAUGAAUGUUAUGGCCUCUUCACUAACGGGUAAAGUCUGCCUGGUGACUGGUGCCAGUCGAGGGAUUGGACGAGGCAUUGCACUGCAACUUGGCGAGGCAGGGGCAACUGUUUAUAUCACAGGUCGAACUCUAAAACCAAAGUCAGAUGAUACUUCAGAGAAGCAGCGUUCCCUGCUGAACACUGCUGAAGAGAUCGAAGCACGUGGAGGUAAAUGCACCCCAGUGCAGUGUGAUCACUCAGAUGAUGAACAGGUCCAGGAACUGUUUGAUCGCAUCAAUAAAGAGCAAAAUGGACGCUUGGAUCUCCUUGUCAACAAUGCAUAUGCAGGAGUCAAAGAUAUAAUGGACAAUAUGGGAAAGCCAUUUUGGGAGACGCCGUCAUCUGUGUGGGAUUCUGUUAACAAUGUUGGAUUGAGGGGUCAUUACAUUGCAACUUGGCACGCUGCCAAGAUGAUGGCACCAGUAAAACAGGGGCUAAUUGUCAACAUUUCAUCUGCUGGGGGCAUCGGUUACUUAUUCAAUGUCGCUUAUGGAGUUGGAAAAGCAGGGUGUGACCGGAUGGCCGCAGACUGUGCCAUAGAGCUGAGAAAGCACAACGUUGCCUGCAUCUCACUGUGGCCAGGCGCUGUCAAGACAGAAAUGUUCCAAGAAUUCUCGGCUUCAGAUAAAUUCAAAAGCAUGGCAACGGGCCUACAAGUAGCGUUUGAGAACGGGGAGUCCGUGGAAUAUGCUGGCAAGGCCAUUGUUCAUCUUUUACAAGAUAAGAACAUCAUGAAGAAGUCUGGGCGGGUCCUCUUGACUGCCGAGCUUGCUGGGGAGUACGGGUUCCAGGACAUUGAUGGGACUUCACCGGUCAAUUUCAGGCAGAUUAAGUCCCUUUUCGUGGUGACUGGCCAUCCCUGGCUAGCUGCCAUCACGCCGUCAUUCGUCAAGUUGCCUUACUGGUUGUGGACGGCUUCAAGUAGCAAGUUUUAGAAGUCACACAGCGUUGCACUCUAGUUUCUAGUAAUGGAUCACAUAUCAUAUCACAAGUCCGUCACACAUUAGUCAUAAUUGUCAACCAGUCCCAAGCCAAUUCAAAAACUUUUAAAUGAAUUGUGAUGAUGGCAUUGCUUAAAGUUCAUGCCUUGUUACGUUUGACUUGACUUGUGAAUUGACUUGUGAUUUUAACUUGUGAUCAAAUCAUAGCUACCUUGACGACAACACUGAAGUCAAAAGGUUUAGAAUUUUGUGUGCAAAAUUCCCUUUGAACCUCCCUUUGCCAAGGGCAAUGAUCCACCGCAUUGUAGUUUUUUUAAUAAUAAUUUAUAUAUUGUUUUAGCAAAUUAUUUCUUUCCCUGUGUUGUCAUUGAAAUGCUUCUGUGAUAAGGGAAAUUAUUACAUACAGUACGACUGUUCAUUGUUAUUUUUAAUAUCCAUUCGAAAUUGAUAGUUUUUAAAUCACAGUGUGCCUGAUUUAACCAUUAAGUGUGUGAAUGGACAGUAUUCUUAUCUAACUUUUUGAUAAUUCAACUUUUUCCUCAAAUAAUCCAAACGUCCCAAAUUUGUAUUUUAAUGUUUAAAUUGAGACCAAUUUUCCCACCGACAUUAUUGAAAUUAAUCUGAGGUAAUGCAACCAUCAGGCAGCUUAAAUCAAGUAUGUAAAGCUAAAAAAAAUUACCAAAAAAUAACUUUCUGCAAUUUGUUUCAUCUGCAAAUCUGCAAUUUGUUUCAGCAAAUAUUAUAUGUCGUUGAUGAUAUUACCUAUGGAAAAACGAACUGAUUGUUGUCCUUAUAUUGUAAUUCGAAUGUCUUUCUUUUUCUUUUUUUUUCGUUUUUAAUGUGAUUUUAAUUCCAUUGAUGAUGUUGUCUGAAUAUACAAUGCUGAUUUUCAGUUGUAAAUCUGAUAUUUAUAUUGGAUGUUUUAUUUAUUUCAAUAAAUCAUUAGAGAAUCCUCCAAAAGAAAA